Sorghum bicolor (sorghum) is the source of this 2630-nucleotide messenger RNA. RefSeq lists its product as uncharacterized. The coding region runs from base 994 to 2244 and encodes 416 amino acids. The transcript has 2 exons. Lineage: Eukaryota; Viridiplantae; Streptophyta; Magnoliopsida; Poales; Poaceae. The record is from RefSeq and is a predicted model, not a curated record.
UUUACAAUACGCGUUGUGUGCAAUAUGCAAACUCCAACGAUAGCCCAGCUAUGUGGUCCAGACCCGGGAUGACUUGUUAGGAGAGUAACAUCCUAAACGGCUAAACCUGAAGCAAGAUAUUAGCAGCUAGGGUCGUGACGUCGUGUCCUACACAGCUACACCCCCUUAAGAUUGUACCGUACUCAUGUGUUUUUCCACUUGCACCUAGCCCUCUUUGGUUUUAAAGUGGAGCAUUGGAGAAAACUACGGUUUUGCAGAAUACUUUAGUUUUGUUAAAAAUGUGUAGUCUUUCGGAGUUUUUAGUGACUCACUCAUGACCUCUUUUUUCAAAACCACGGUUUUGUAUCUCUUUGGCUUAUAAUACCACAAUUUUCAAAAAGUACAUCCAAACAAGGCCAUAUUUGGAUAUUGUGGUUUUGAGAAAUUGUAGUAUCAGCUGUCAACAAACUACGAUUUUAGAACAAGAUAUGCACAAACCUUGGUUUAGAGAGGUGUGGAGUUUCUAAAGUUUUAGCAGUAUCAUGGUUUCCAGAACUAAAAACAUGAUUACAUCCAAACAAGUUGUUGAAUAAGAACUCACAUGACAUGACCAGCAGAGCCACCGGUUCAUCGAGUUUGCCGGCCUGUUUACUUGAGCUUAUCUGAGAGCGGGCAAACUCGAAAGCUGAACCGGUGGCGCCGUGCUGUGCGUAUUCCUUUGCCUUCGUAGCUGCCGGAUAGUUAAAUUCUCUUUGCAGCUGCUGACUAUGUAUAUUCUGUUUUGUGGUAACGUGGAGAGGAUGUCACUCCACACCAUUAUCAAGAACAAAACAAGCAGCUAGAUUUCAUCAACUUGUUUCAUCUUCUGACUACCCCUCUCGCCUCUGUUCCCCGGCAUGACAAGCAUGGAAUCGUUUCAUGUGAUCCUGGCGAACAGUUGACUUGCCGAGAGACUUGAUCCAUGAAAAGCCAUGCUUGGUUGUAACGACACUCUUGUUAAUUCAGAGACAGACAAUGGCGCAUUGCACCCCCCCUCACUACAAAAGAGGCCACUCUACACACCGUGCCAGUCACAUUCUCAGCGUGUCCACCUUCACCUAUCAUCGUCGUCUCAUCUCCGGUUUCCGCCGCCGGCCGCGGCAGGCACCCAAACUGAAGAUGGCGUCCUUCCGGCGAUUCGCCGUGGCCCUGCUCGCCGCCUCCUUCCUCGUGGCGGCAGUGGGUGCCCAGCCGAUGGACCCUAACCAACCGAAAAACCCCUUCAUGUCAGACCCCAACGUGAUCCCCGUCUACCCCCCGACCUACGUGAGCUGCUACAACGACACCCAUGGGCGGCAAGGGUCGGAGCCCACGUGCAACGUCCUCGCGCUCCGGUGCCCUCGCGGCUGCCGGGACACCUGCUACGUCCACUGCCCGUCCUGCAAGCUCAUCUGCCUGUGUGAGCUGACCGGCACGGAGUGCUACGACCCGCGCUUCGUCGGCGGCGACGGCAACAAGUUCCUCUUCCACGGCCGCAGGGACGCCGACUUCUGCCUGGUGUCGGACGCCAACCUGCACAUCAACGCGCACUUCAUCGGCAAGCGCAACGGCGGCGACGCGGGCGUGGCGGCGCGGGACUUCACCUGGGUGCAGGCGCUGGGCAUCCGCUUCGGCGGCCACCGCCUCUACGUCGGCGUGCGGAGGACGGCCACCUGGGACGACGCCGUGGACCGCCUGGCCAUCACCUUCGACGGCGCGCCGGUCACGCUGGACGCCGGCGUGGCCGGCGCCAGCUGGAGCAGCCCCACGUCGUCGUCGUCGGCGGCGGCGCCCGCGCUGUCCAUCUCCCGCACGGGCCCCGCCAACGGCGUGGUGGUGCGGCUGGACGGGGUGUUCCGGAUCGUGGCCAACGCCGUGCCGGUGACCGAGGAGGACUCGAGGGUGCACGGGUACGGCGUGCGACCCGAGGAGGACGGCAGCCUCGCGCACCUCAACGUGGCGUUCAAGUUCUACGCGCUCACCGCCGACGUGCACGGCGUGCUGGGCCAGACGUACCGCCCGGACUACGUCAGCGCCGCCGGGGUCGACGCCGGCGCUAGGGUCCCCGUCAUGGGCGGCGCCGGUAGGUACCAGGUGUUCGGCGGUAUCUUCGCCACGGACUGCGAGGUCACGCGGUUCGCUGCUGGCGAGGACGAUGGGCCCGCCGUGGGCGGCAUCAUCGAGGAGCACACCGACGCGCUCUGCGGCAGCGGCAAGGUCACCACUGGCCUGGUCUGCAAGAAGUGAUGAGGCCGGUGAUGGAGCUCCAAUCCAGCAGGGCCGGCCGCUGGUGUAGUGUCUUUUGCUUCAUCCAGUCACGUGUCUAAUUGUGUACGUACGUGCUGACAUAUAUAGCUGCUGCAGCUGCGAAGUAGUAGUGGUUCUAUAUGUAUGGCGAUCGACCGAAUAAAAGACACUGACGUGUCUCGUGUUAGUGUCGUGUGGGCAACACUGGAAAAUGCCGUGUUGCUCUGAUGUCGCAAGUGUAGUGCUGCAGUGCCAGGCUAGGAUAGGAUCCGCAUGGUUAAAUUCCUGUGGAUCACAUAAUCCUAGCUACUUUGAUUCUCGUGUUUUCAUUCGAAUGAAUGAAGUUCUCUAAAUUAAGAAGACACCUUUUACGUUGAAGAAAAAAA